CUGCACAACCUCGGUAGAUAUUCAUCAGUACAUGAUUUCUUGCACCAUGCUUUAAUAAACUAAAAGAUGGAUGUAUAUUUAGAAAGUGGCAAUAUGUAUCAUCCAGGAACUUCGUUUGAUGACUCUGUUUUCCCAUUUAGCUUUCGGACUAGAGCCUCUGAUCCAGGAUUGGGUAGAAGCAUUAUUAAAUCCGGUGCACCUGUCGUCACCAUAUACAAUAUCGAUAAUGUGUCCAUGAUCGAUACGUCUUAUUAUGAAGGAACUAAUGUCUUCGUGGAUGUUAACAUCACCAGUGACUUUCAACACGAAUUACGCAAUGCCAAUGAAUCUUGUACUCUGUCUUCCUGUUCCGUUGCCAAUACGUCAAUUUCCUUCGGACCGGAGGAAAAUCUGGAACCCGACAGUAAAAACUGGCUAUUUCUUCUUUUAUGCAUCUUGGUGAUUGCCGGAGGAUUGGGAAAUGUUCUGGUAUGCUUGGCAAUUUGCUUGGAACGAAGACUACAAAACGUCACCAAUUAUUUUCUUCUAUCCUUGGCAGUAGCGGAUCUCUUAGUAUGUGUGGCUGUUAUGCCUUUUGGAAUUUUAGAAGGAUUCCUGGGUUAUUGGCCUUUUGACUGGCAUAUCUGCAGUAUUUGGGUUUCAUGUGACGUACUCAGCUGCUCUUCCUCCAUAAUGCACAUGUGUUUCAUAUCUCUUGGACGUUAUCUUGGUAUCCGCAAUCCUCUGAAGACUCGUGCAAGUUCUAAGAAGAUGGUGAUGAUGAAAAUAGUCCUUGUUUGGUUGGUCUCAAUGGUCAUCACAAGUCCCAUAACAGUUCUCGCUAUGUUCGAUUCCACCAACAUUCAACCUUCUCCCGGCAGCUGUGCCAUUAACAACAAAUUCUUCUUCAUUUUCGGCUCUAUGUUUGCAUUUUACGUUCCCAUGCUCAUAAUGGUGUUCACUUACGUUUUAACUGUACGACUGCUUCAGAGAAAAGCUAAAUUUUUAGCCCAAAAGCCAACAAGAAGAGUUCCCUUUAUCAGAAGAGGUCGCAGAUCAUCUCCUGAAUCACCUGACGGAAAUGACGGAGCCACCCGAAAUGGUCACCUUCAGCAAUCCACAUCAAACACAUGCCAGCACUGUGGACGAUGUCAGUCAUCUGAGGUAAUGUGCGGCAGCUCAAGUGAUCUAGUCAACAGGCAGUCCAAUUCUCAAGGCUUCGUUAGAGUAAGAAUUGGUCGUCAGAGCGGGCACGAACAACAUCAACGCAUCUCUAAUCAACAACAACAGUUAGUGCCGGGUAUGGUUCGCACUCUUGGUACAAAUCAAGUAAUGAACGAACAGAAAGCGACAAAAGUAUUGGGCAUAGUAUUCUUUUCUUUUGUCAUAUGCUGGACACCAUUCUUCAUUUUAAAUAUACUUUUUGCUUUCAUGGACCAAAAAUACUUCCAUCCGUAUUUAGCAACCACUUUCUUGUGGUUGGGAUACGUUUCUUCCACAAUUAAUCCAAUCAUUUACACAGUUUUCAAUAAAACUUUCAAGAGAGCAUUUUGGAAAUUGCUAACAUGCAAGUGUCCUUUUACAAGGCACGUGAGUCUUCAUUCACCAAAUGAUUUAGCUGCAUGGGCUUUCAGAUCAGCAAAUUACACAACUAAAUCAGGGUCUCCUCCUGAUCUGUACCAGGAAUCCAUGUGUUAGAUGUGUCAACUUGUUGCGUGAUGUUAAACAAUUUUUGUAUAGAAGUAUUAUAAAAAAUAAUAUCCUUUUUAAUAUUCUUCUUUCGCACAAUGAUAUAACAGCAAUUCGUAAUAUCACUAAUUCGUCUACAAACUGAAUGAAGGGAAGCUAUCCUCACGCCUCAUGUUAAAACUUUGAAAACGGACGCAGAUUACUCGAAGAAGAAAUUUGGUGAUGAAAACUGAAUUAUUUCAUUACAAAUAUAUCCAUAUCUCUUUCAGUUCAUUGAAACCAAGAAGCAGGGAAUCGGCUUUGAUUGGUUUAACAAACUUUCGCACUUCGUCUCGCUAAGAAUGUGUUUUUCAUAUUAACUUAUUGUUGUGCUUAUUAAAACCUGCAUUUAAUAGAUAGUAUUCCGAAGCUUGGCUGUACAUAUCUAAGCAUAAACAACACUUAGCUAUUCGCCGACUUACGUAAGAAUUUUAUUUCACGUAACUUUACCUAAUCAGUUUAACCAAAGAAGUAAAACUUUUUGUAAAUUCCUAUCCGUACGCUCAAAAGUAUAUGCACUCUAAAUUAGAUUGAACCCAAAACUAAACUCACUUGAAAAUUUCAAUAGUGAGAUUCUAUGCAAAUUUUCAUUUAAAUCAAAUUUAAUUGCAAUUUAAGAGCAAUGACAAUUGCUUUCUAAGGCCCUUACAAUAUAGAAAUGUUGCAUCUACAUUUUUGCUGCCGUUCGGAUAAUUUCAAAUGAGAUGCAGAAAGCGUUUCCAUAGCUUUUGAAAUGGAUGUUGGUCGGGAAACUAUUGCGUUAAAUUGAGGGCUGCGUAAGUCGGAAAUAGCUAUAUUUUUAUACAAUGGUGUUCAAAAUUGUUUUUACAUUCACAAAAGCACUCAUUUUUCAAAACCUUUUGAAUAAAAAUAAAGAAGUUAUCUACGGUGAUGCAUAAUACAUAAAUAAAGACUAAAAAUUUCUACAUGAGUGAACACAUAUGAUAAAAAUUAUGUUAGGACAUUAAUAAAUGUAAAAUAAUGUACGACAAGGCAUUUUAGGAAACAGGUAACACACUGGAAUAAUAUUUUUAAAAUUAAUAAAGCAAUGUGAUAUCUUCUAAUUCACCCACAAAAAUAUACUUCAGAAUGUUGGUUAUUUGCUUUGGAGUUUUAAAUGUUUUAGUCUUUCUCCAAUAUGCAACGUGCCCGCAAAAGUUUUUACCCGGCCUUUAAUUUCGCGAAUAUUGGUCUUAGACAUAUAUUUCUAGUUACAAUUUUUUUAAUGAAGCGAUCAUUUAAGUUUUAUCAAUUACUUUUCAAUUUAAAAAUUCAAUUUUAUAAAAAUUACGAAAUGUAGGAUUUUAUAUGCUCCUCCGGUUCCUGCAUUUAUAAUGCAAUAUUUAUUAUAAAAAAUUAAUGUUUAUUAUAAAAAUUAAAGCACAAAAGAUUUGAUUUUCAUACUGCAAAUACUGAAUGAGAUAUUUAGUUUUUUGACGACAUUUUCAAUUUGCAUCGAAGGUUUAUAAAUAAAUUAGAACUAUUCGAGGUUGAGUUUUCCCCUUUAAAUAUCAUUCGUUGAUAUUCUUUUUGAUUUAAUUUACUUUGAAUAUACUUCCUUUUAUGACUAAUUUAUAAUUUUAUCACAUUUCAUAUGCCGAACCAAAUUCACAUGAGUAAUUUAUAAGUUUUUAAACGCUUCAAAUCUCUUGUUAGCAUUCUUGUGGAGUUUUAUUUCUUUAGAAUCAUGAUGUAAUAAACAAUAUUGUAAAAAACAUUAAAUUAGAAAUAUAUUUAAUUUCUGCAAUUAAUAUUACGAUUUGGCUAUAAUGCAAUGCCAUGCAAAGUCUACCAGUGCUUUCAAGAUCAAGAGUUCCAUCUUUAUUUUUAAAAAAUAAUAAUAAAUAAAGAUUUAUUAUUACUUUUCACUACAAUCUACGUAGAAAAACUCAAAUGUUUACAAAACUAAUGUUUUAAAUUCUAGUCACCAUCAUCUUGCAUUAUUUAAAACACUUUUGUAAAUGGAAUAUCCGACUACGCCCAAUGGUUGCUGAAGUAAAGGCCGAUUAAGGACUUUUAUGGGCCACUGAGAUCAUUACCAGGAGAAUUUUACUAUGCAACAGCUCUCUCUAGAAUACUUUUCGAUUUUCCUGUGGAAAAAUCUGAUACUUUGCCUUUGUAUCGCCAUGUAAUGUCUGGAUUUCGAAGUAUAGCUUUAGAUAGUUGCGGGAUCCGGACGAUAUCCGAUUAGUCUAUGCAAACCGCCCGGGUAUCCGGACCUGCGUUCACCUGUCACCUGUGAAACUCAUAUCUAGAGGUUUGGUUGAUUAGUUUAACCGCUCACGGACUUUAGUUUAAAAAUACUGACCAACAGAGCUUGGUCUAUGUGGAGAUGUUUCCACCUGUAAAGAGAACGUCGAAUACAUAUUCACCUCCAGGAAACCUUUUGCAGGGCUUGAAAUUUGAUCUUUAUAUGUCUGCAUACACCAGAUUCUCUAUCGAACCUAUACAAAAAAGUACGUUCAUUAUUCUUUAUUUUUGUAUACACCUUCAAAUCUUUUCAAUUUAGGCAGGCUUUGACGUUUUUCCAAAAAUCCAGUGAAAUACGAACCUUUCACUUUCUGGAAUAAGUUCUUUCUUGGUUAGCUUUCCGUGUAUAGUUUAGAGCUAUGCAGAAAAUUCAGUUAUGGUUACAAAUUUUAAAUUCAGCUCUUUAAUAUUUACAUUUCUAUCGUGACACGUAGUUACGGACAAUAAUUGUUUAAUUCUAAAGUAUGACUGUAUAUCUAACAACAGUUUUAGAGUCUUUAAACUUCAUCAAACGAGCUCGAACUCUGUAUCUUGACACAUUUGGCAAUUUUUCUAUUUUUAGAAUUAAUCACUAUAUUUCUAUCUGCUUUCCAGAAAUGGACCCCCGGUUUCGAAGACUAAAUCCCUCCACCUAAAGAAUUUUUCGAUACUAAAAUACUAUUUGAUUAAUAAACACUGAAAUGUGUCCUGAAUUGCAGAUGACAACGGGUAAUGUACAUUGUAUCCUUAUCCAUAAGUCCUUAUACAGCCUGUGAGCUAUAUAAUGACAUUACGUGCAGAUAUGUGUUGUACAUUUUCUCUAUCUUUAUUCAGGCACAGAGUGAUCUAAUCAACUUGGAUAAUAAAAAUUAGGAUUACACUUUCUUUCUCAAUCCCUCAAAACAUAAAUUAGAUUGAUAAUUUUUUAUGAAGUACUAUUUUAUGUAUGGAAACACAAAUUUGGACACCACUGUAUCUAUAAAUAUCAAUUCUUCGUAUUUACUGUGCAUGCACAAAGCUUUUGUGUUUCUCUAUAAAUGGAAAACAGAAUUUGAUAUAUAUACAUAAUAUUGCAUGUAAAUUUUGUCACUGAAAUUAAAUUUAUAUGCAAACCCUUGUAAGCACGUUGUUCGUAAAAUACCUGCGACUGGAAAUAAAUUUAUUGUGAAAUAU
This is a messenger RNA of Stegodyphus dumicola, 5109 nucleotides long. RefSeq names its product 5-hydroxytryptamine receptor 2C-like. Gene Ontology annotation, molecular function: serotonin binding; G protein-coupled serotonin receptor activity; neurotransmitter receptor activity. NCBI's taxonomy places the organism in Eukaryota, Metazoa, Arthropoda, Arachnida, Araneae, Eresidae. Gene Ontology annotation, cellular component: plasma membrane; dendrite. The record is from RefSeq and is a predicted model, not a curated record. Gene Ontology annotation, biological process: chemical synaptic transmission; serotonin receptor signaling pathway; G protein-coupled receptor signaling pathway, coupled to cyclic nucleotide second messenger.